AUGACUUCGAUCAUCAAGUUACACUGCCUCUCAGGGGCUGGUAAUGAGGCUCCACCAUGCUAUGUGCUGCAGAUAGACGAAUUUAAGUUCCUCCUAGACUGCGGGUGGGACGAAAACUUCGACAUGGACUUCAUAAAAGAACUUAAAAGGCACAUAAACACAAUAGACGCAGUUUUAAUAUCACACUCAGACCCUAUCCACCUCGGAGCCCUACCAUAUGCUGUUGGGAAGCUCGGUCUGAACUGUCCCAUAUAUGCUACUCUACCGGUAUACAAAAUGGGACAAAUGUUCAUGUAUGACUUGUACCAGGCACACAGAAAUGUGUCAGAAUUUGAUCUGUUUACAUUGGACGAUGUUGAUGCUGCCUUCGAUAGGAUCGUGCAGCUGAAGUAUAACCAGAGUAUUGAUAUGAAAGGAAAAGGACUAGGUCUUCGUAUCACACCGUUACCUGCUGGCCACUCUCUGGGAGGCACGGUAUGGCGUAUCGCAGCUCCCGGUGAAGAAGACAUAGUCUAUGCUCCAGACUUCAACCAUAAAAAGGAAAGACAUUUGAAUGGAUGCGAGAUCGAAAGACUUAUGCGACCUUCCCUGAUGCUGUUGGGCGCUAUGAACGCAGAUUAUGUGCAGCAGAGGAGACGAUUGAGAGAUGAGAAGCUUAUGACCACGAUCCUGAGCACGCUGCGCGGCGGGGGCUGCGUGCUGGUGUGCUCGGACACGGCCGGCCGCGUGCUGGAGCUGGCGCACAUGCUGGACCAGCUGUGGAGGAACAAGGACUCCGGCCUCGUCGCGUACUCGCUGCUACUGCUGUCCAACGUCAGCUACAACGUCGUGGAGUUUGCCAAGUCACAGAUAGAAUGGAUGAGUGACAAACUGACCCGUGCAUUUGAAGGAGCUCGCAGCAAUCCCUUCGCACUCCGUCACCUUCAACUAUGUCACUCCGUUGGUGAGGUCAGCCGUACUCCAGGACCUAAGGUCGUACUGGCUUCCUUCCCGGACUUAGAGUGUGGGUUCGCAAGAGACUUGUUCCUUUUGUGGGCUCCUAACUCACAGAAUUCUAUUGUUUUGACUGCCCGGUCAUCCCCAGGCACCCUAGCCCGCGACCUGAUAGAGAAGGGCGGCGACCGCACCAUAGAACUGAACGUGCGCCGCCGCGUCAGACUCGAGGGCGCUGAACUAGAGGAGUAUUUGCAAAACCUGAGGGUCAAAGUCAAUAAUACUGUCAAAGAAGAAACAGCGGGGAUAUCUUCAGACUCGGACUCUGACGGCGAGCUGGAGAUGUGGGUAGUAACAGGGAAACAUGACAUACCGGUGCGACACGAUGUACGAGCCACUGGGUACUUCAAGACUAACAAGCGACAUCAUGCCAUGUACCCAUUCCAUGAGGAACGGACCAGGGCUGAUGAUUAUGGAGAAAUGAUCAAGCCUGAUGACUACCGACUGGCCGAAAUAGUGGAUGCGGAGGGGGAAAUCAGAGACGUACCUCCCGCCCCGCCACCGAAACAGGAGCCUGAUGAGGAAAUGACAGAGAUUCCAAGCAAGUGUGUGUCCUCGCUGCGUCAGGUACAGAUCAAAGCAAACAUCCAGUACAUCGAGCUGGAGGGGCGCUGCGACGGGGAGUCCUUGCUGCGGGUCGUCACGCAGGCCAAGCCGCGCGCCAUAGUCGGCCUUAGGGCCAACCCUGGAGCUCUGAUGACGCUUAGAAAACACUGCGAGGCUGAAGGUAUAGAGAAGAUCUACAUGCCGUCUGUCGGCGACAUCAUUGAUGCGACCACAGAGUCCCAUAUCUAUCAAGUGAAGUUGACGGACAGCCUGAUGUCGGGGCUGGCGUGGCGCUCGGCGGGCGACACCGAGCUCGCCUGGCUCUCUGCCGUCGUCACGCCCCGGGCGCACCAACGGGAAAACACUACUACCUCGGAAGAAGCGACGUCGGACGUGUCGAUGUGCCUGGAGGCGGCCCCGGGCGGCGCGCACGCGGCCUCCUUCAUCAACUCGGUGCGACUGUCCGAGCUGCGCGCCGCGCUCAGCAAGCUCGGCCUCACCACCGAGUUCACCGCGGGGGCGCUCGAGUGCUGCAAUGGGACGCUGGCUAUACGCCGGUUGGAGAACGGCCGCGUUGCACUGGAAGGUGUCCUAUCUGAAGAGUACUACAAAGUGAGAGAGCUGUUGUACGAGCAGUUCGCCAUAGUCUGA
Spodoptera littoralis (African cotton leafworm) is the source of this 2190-nucleotide messenger RNA. The record is from the annotation of a GenBank genome assembly. NCBI's taxonomy places the organism in Eukaryota, Metazoa, Arthropoda, Insecta, Lepidoptera, Noctuidae.